AUGCCCUCCCUCUCCUGCCCUGGCUGUAACAGCAAGAACAGCUUUUCGACAUCGAACGCACUCAAACACCACCAGCAGAAAUGUCAAGGUUACCAGGAAUAUUAUGAGAGCAAGAAGACUUCACGACGCGUACGAAAACGACUUGCACCUCGGGCGGCGGACGAACCAGCAAAACGUCAACGCGCAGAUGAACAGCCUGAAGCAUCAGGUAGCGCGAGCGUGCAAAACCCGCCCACCCUCAUUGAUGAUAUACCUGCCUUAUUACCUGACACCGUACCCGUUCAGCUCUCUCGAUCUGGACGUGCAGUCCGUGUACCGAAACGUUUGAAGGACUUCGUACCAGGCACCCAGAUCAAAAGCAUGUCACAGUAUCCCAACACCCCAGCAGUCGCCCCAUUGCCUCCACCACCGACUCCACCUUCAAUAACUCCACCAUCACCCCCGUGUACCGUUCCUCCUCAAUCACGCUCACCGUUUGUUACCGAACCGGAUGAAUUCGGGCUCUAUAGAAUUUAUCCCAACCGGCCGAGCGCUAUGCCUACUCUCGAUACUUCACUUGCUAGCCUAUGUGAUUCUCCCUCACUUGCUCGAUACGCCAAGUCGGCCAGCACCUCUUCUGCUGCUGCUGCGGAAGCUCCCACAGUCGUGGAUGUCGAAGCUGAGAAAAGAGCCGCGUUUGCGCCUUUUCCUAACCUUGGAACUGCUCUGACGACCUACUGGCAGCAGACGGGAUCUUCGACCAAGUCCAAUGCCGAGAUGGACCGUCUCACAGCAUUCCAGCAGCAUUUUCCAGCAACAGACGUCAAGGCCUUCCGAGCUCAGCAUGAGACUAGGCGCCUUGACAAACACAUCGAGGCUGACUGCAGUUGGACCACAUCUUCCGUCCGAAUACGUCUUCCGCCGGCCAACAUUCCAGGUGAUUGCGGUCAGGAGAGCGCUGCGCCCACACUCACGGUCGAUAAAGUCAUGCACCGCUCUAUCAUCGACAUCGUUACCGAUGUUUAUAGUAACAAGGAGAUCGCUCCCACCCUCCAUACAACGCCAUUUGAACUUCGCUGCGAGUCUGUGGAUGGUUCAUCUUCGGAGCGCAUUUACGGCGAGCUUUUCACCUCCCCCGCUCUCCUUGAAGAACAUGUUGCCAUUCAGCAAUUAUCCGGCAACCCUGACGAUGGAUUUGAGUGCAUUGUGGCACCAAUCUUACUCGGGUCAGACGCCACACAUCUUGCUCAGUUUGGUGAUGCUUCACUUUGGCCGUUCUAUAUGAUGAUCGCCGCCCAAUCAAAGUACACCUUAGCUCGACCAUCUGCGCACGCAUGCCAUCAUCUUGCAUAUGUUCCAUCGCUUCCCGACGACUUUCAAGACGAAUACCGCCACAUCUUUGGGGACAAAGCCCGACCCGAAGUUCUCACCCACUGCAAAAGAGACUUGUUCCACGAAAUAUGGAACCUACUCCUUGACGAGAAGUUUAUGGACGCAUACCAAAACGGAAUCUUGGUGGAUUGUGGCGAUGGCCGACGACGUCGUAUCUUCCCCCGGUUUUUCUCCUAUACAGCUGAUUAUCCAGAGAAGGUACUCAUCGCAACGAUCAAGAACCUUGGGCGAUGUCCGUGUCCAUCCUGCUUUGUCGAAAAAGCCAACAUCCACAAGAUGGGAACAAAGCCCGAUAUGAAGACGCGUGAGAAGGAUCUUCGCGUCGACGAUGAGAACCGGCGGUUUGACAUAGAGACUGCACGGCGUCUCAUCUUCGAGAGUGGAGUUCGCAUCAACUCUGAAAGAAUUGACACGGUUCUCGGCGGAUCAGGAGUACCUACACGGGUACUUAUGUUCAUUAAUGCUUUCUCAAAGCUUGCAUUGGUCAAUGAAUUCAACAUUUUUGCUAUACUCCUCGUCGACCUCCUACACGAAUUUGAGGCCGGUGUUUGGAGGGCCAUCUUUGCUCACCUGGUCCGUUUACUCAUUGCUAUCAAAGGAACUGCCUUAGACGAACUUAACGAACGUUAUCGACGUGUCCCUACCUUUGGAGACGAUACUAUCAGAAAAUUCAGCACAAAUGCCUCGGAGAUGAAAAAGCUUGCCGCUAGGGACUUCGAAGACCUUCUUCAGUGCGCUAUCCCGGUCUUCGAAGGUCUCUUUCCCAGCGAGCACAAUAAGGUUAUUCUUGAUUUAUUAUUUGAUCUGAACUCGUGGCUCGCUUUCGCGAAGAUGCGCCUGCACACCGACUCUACCUUAGACGACCUGGAAAAUAUCACUACACAGUUAGGGGCAUCCGUUCGGCUGUUCAAGAAGCGGAGUUGCGCCGAAUGGAAGACAUUUGAGCUUCCCCGAGAGGCCCGUGCACGAGCAAGACGCGAACAUCGACAAGCUCAAAAGGCCGCCACUAACACAGAAAAGGACUUGUCGAAUACAGUUCCAACUACCGGUGCCACCCAAAUUAAACCUAAGCCUUUCAACGACUCUACAUACAAGCUACACCGCCUCCCAGACUACCCUCGCACAAUUCGUCGCAUUGGAACCUAUGAACUAUUUAGUGCACAACGGUUCGAAGCCGCACACCGAGAACCUAAGGACUCUUACCGAAGGGGCAGCAAGAACAACUUUGUCCCACAGCUAGCGCGCCGAGAGGCACGUGUCCGGUUUCUCAGACGGAUGUUCGGACGACUUGUCGAAGUCUAUCCACGCCUUGGGAAACUUGGACGCAAAGUUCAGAGGAAUAAAGACGGGCGAAGGAAUAACAAUCGACGCUCAGAUGACAAGAUCACAACCGAUCCGCGUGCUCACCACUAUAUCGCCGACUCCGAACGCGACCACUUCAACCUCAAGGUCUGGCUUCGGGAUCAUCACAAUGAUCCUGCUACCAAGGACUUCUCUCCCAAACUACGCCAGCAUUGCUUAGCUCGCCUGCAAGGUGUUGAGUCAGGCCACAUUUUUUCGGAUUCAGAACUGACUACGCUCGAGAUCCGAGACAAUGAAAUAUAUCGUCACCAUCGCAUUCGAGUCAACUACACAACCUACGAUAUUCGAAGAGCCCAAGACUCUAUUAAUCCUCGCACCCGUCGUGAUCUCAUGGUCCUCUCAGACAGCAUUACAGACGACGAUGCCCAUCCGUACUGGUAUGCAAGGGCCAUCACUGUGUUCCACGCCUACGUUCGACAGCGUAACGCACCUGGUGACGCUGGAAAGUUCACCCGCAUGGACUUCGUUUGGGUGCGGUGGUACAGCGAGCCCCUCAGCCGUUGUGGUUGGGCAGCUAAGCGGCUACCUCGUGUUAGCUUUCUUGCGCAGAACGACCCCAACGCAUUCGGAUUCAUUAACCCGGCUGAUAUCAUCCGGGGUGCUCACCUGAUUCCUGCGUUUACUUACGGGGGUGUCGGGGAGGACCUUUUGACCAGCCCGUCGCUUGCGAGGUUCCAUGGCGGAGACUCUGAGGACGAGUGCGAUGACUGGAACUCUAUGUAUGUUAAUAUGGACAUGGUUAUGAGGUACCGUGGAGGUGGUGUCGGGCAUCGCAGUACCCGUGCGUGUGAUGUGGUCCUCCGGCAGGAUACCGUACAAGUUGACCUGGAGUCAGAAGACGAAAGUUUGUUACAAGACCGAGAAGUAGCGGACGGAGCAGGCGACGAAGAGAGCGACGAUAGCGGACGUAACUUAGAGGGGGACGACGAUGAUGAUGAGGCGAUCGAAGGCGAUCCUGAGAAUGAGCGCAGUGUGGCUGAGGGCGGCACAGUGACGGGUGGCGCAGAGGGCGCGGAAGGAGACGAUGAUGAGCGCGGUAUUGACGAAGAAGUGGGUGGAGCUGGGGAUAGUGAUCAAGAGGAGCCGCUGGAGAGAGUAUACGAGGCGAACAUCUAUGAGGGACCGGAUAGGGAGGACUCGGAGGGGAACGGCUCAGCAGAUGAGGAUGAGGAUGUAUGGGAUAGAGCUGGAUUUAGCGCACCUUAG
Messenger RNA from Stereum hirsutum FP-91666 SS1, 3939 nucleotides. RefSeq lists its product as uncharacterized. The coding region runs from base 1 to 3939 and encodes 1312 amino acids. NCBI's taxonomy places the organism in Eukaryota, Fungi, Basidiomycota, Agaricomycetes, Russulales, Stereaceae. The record is from RefSeq and is a predicted model, not a curated record. The transcript is spliced from 10 exons.